AUGUCGGCGUUUACAUGCGACCGCACCCUCUCCGGUGCCAACGGCGGUGAAUAUAAAUACAUAUGGGACUCCUUGGUCAAGUUCAUAUACGAAGGAUCAGGCAAACUGAACGGCUUUAUCCCUAAAAGGUCGGAUCGACACGAGUUUGUACGUAUACUUAGGCUGUUGAACCUGUGCAAUGAAAUGGCAAACGAGGUAAACUCGUGGAACACCGUAUGCGAGGUCAAAGACGCAUUCUUGGCUAAGAUAAAUGCCCGCGACGAUUCCAAAGAACCCCCGCACCCACUUGGUAUCAAACCUUUUCCGGGCGGCCCGAAAUCACAUUCGGGGGUUCCGAAUUGGUUUGAUUGCAAGUACGUAAUCCUGGACGAGUUUGCGAUGCAGUCACCCAAGUUCGUAUUGUGUCUCAUAGCCAAGUUCUGGAAUGCCAAGGUUGUUCUGACAGGCGACCCAGCCUACCAACUGGGUCAUUCGUCUCUGAAGUGGAUGGUCAUCACGCGCAACUUGGAGUUGCUUAAUUCAGCCAAAGUGUCCCGGUUGCCCAACAUAUCGUACUACCGAUACACGACCGUUCGGCGGUUCGAUACCGGAGACCGUAUCAAUAAAUUGGUAGCUAGGCUGAUGGAUAUACGUACCCGGUUAUCCGAAUACACCAUCAUCUCGGUCAGCUACCAACAUUUCCAGAUCAAGAGUAUGCUCAUACAGCACUUCCCGGAAAUCCUUAUCAAGCGCUCGGAGGGGCUCCAGCUAUUCUACGAUUCUCGGGAGUCGCACAUGAAUUAUCUUAUAUCGGCGCGACGUUCGUGCCCGUACAACGUGUGUACGAAAUGGGGUAGAUUCUACAGUGAACCCACGGAAGAUGACAACAUGCCCCGACUCACCGAGUCCCAGAGAAUCAGGCUACGCCGGAACUGCAAUUGUUCGGGCAUGAAUAUUAUCCAGCAAGUCCGAGAUGAACGUCCGGAAGACAAGGUUAUCUACAUGGCCAUCAAGGCGUAUCCAGCAUUCAAUAUUGCUAAAGAUAUGGUCAUGUCCCGUACUCGAAUGCAACAGUUUGUGAAUAGUGGCGUGCCCCAGGGUACCUUUGUGACUUGCUGUGGCUUUACCGUACAUCAAUUCCAGGGCCGUACCGUCGAACCUCCGAGCACCAUCAUAUAUCAUCUAACGUCGGGAUGGGAAUACACGGGUGAGAUACUCGACGAUACGACAAGAGUUCAAGACCUUCUUCAUGUGUUGCGGCUUUUCUAUACCUUUGUCAGUCGCUGUAGAAGAAUCUCCCAAAUAUUCGUCAUUGACGAUGCCCUGGAGUAA
Messenger RNA from Sphaeroforma arctica JP610, 1311 nucleotides. RefSeq lists its product as hypothetical. The record is from RefSeq and is a predicted model, not a curated record. The transcript has a single exon. NCBI's taxonomy places the organism in Eukaryota, Ichthyosporea, Ichthyophonida. Bases 1 to 1311 code for a protein of 436 amino acids.